AUGGCUACACAGCUGUGGAAAGCAGCGUUCCUCCGCGAGGCGUCGUAUGAGCGCUCUGACCUCCGCCUGGCGGAGCACCUCGAGGCCAAGCGGCGUGAAUGGCUCCGCAACCGGUUGGAGAAGGCGAACCGCGGCAUGGACACCGACACGGCUCCGCCUCAUAGUUCUUCCGAGUCUGAGUGGGAGACUACCGGUGACAACGACGACGACGACGAUGACGACGGCACAGCCUCAUGGGCGUCGGCAGAUGCGCUGGCCAACGUCUCGGCGGAGGACGUCGCUGCCGAGUGGCGCCUUCAGUCUCUCAAGCGGCGGCGCGCCGUAUUCACCGGCCCCAUGACCGUCCGGUGGACUCCGCAUACCUUCGACGAUGGAUCAUUGCAGCUGAGCGGUUGGGAUGACUUCCACGACCGCGUCAUUAUGCUCCAGCCGCCCCCUGGCCCUGGGUUCGACCAAGCCUCAGACUUCCCGGAACGCGAGUGGUCCAUGGUGUCGUUUGACCGCCGGUCCCUCAAGCUCAGCAACCGGGACUACAUUGGCGUGCCCCUCCCCGACGCAGUGAUCUACCGGUUGGUGAUGGACCAUAACGUCGGCCUCCAAAUCCUCCGCUAUCGCCACAUACACAACGGGAGCACGAGGAUGCAGUGGGUCGAACUGUGGUUCCUCCUCGACGAAAUCGGCCGCUCCGCCGUCGACAUCAAGCACCCGGAAAUCGGCCUCAUCCCCGCUGGCUCUCUAGUACACACGCAGGACAACGAGCUCAUAAAAGGUUUUUGGUGCAUCGCUGCCAUCAACGUCGACGAUGAGGACGGCGAUCCGGCACAGGUCGCUACCGUCACUAGGCGGUUCACGGACGGAAGUAUCGGGCUGUGGGUGCGUGUUGGAACACAAAUUCAUCCUGUGGGACGGACGGGAGGGCUCGAACUGCCAAAUCUACCUAUGGUAAGCGGCUUCAUUAUUCUCAACGAUGGCUUGAUGGCUUUUUAG
Messenger RNA from Vanrija pseudolonga, 987 nucleotides. RefSeq lists its product as uncharacterized. The coding region runs from base 1 to 987 and encodes 328 amino acids. The transcript is spliced from 3 exons. NCBI's taxonomy places the organism in Eukaryota, Fungi, Basidiomycota, Tremellomycetes, Trichosporonales, Trichosporonaceae. The record is from RefSeq and is a predicted model, not a curated record.